AUGACGCCCGAUACCUUUCUGCACGCCCCCGACCUAGCUGAGCCGCCCUCCGCUCUGGCGCCGGCGCCAGCUCCCACGGUUGAAUUUACCCCCGACCUCGCUAGCUAUUUCACCCCGGGCCACCAUCGCCCGGGCUCCAUAUACACCCUCUCUCGCCUGUCCUUUGCCAACCAGUUGGCUCAACUAACCGCCCUCCAAUUACCGGAUGCGGAAUCCCUAUCGAGUCGAGUCUCCGCGAUUCCGACCGCCCAAUCCGCCACCACAGCCCUCAUCAAUGCCGCCGAGCAAAUAAGGAGCUGGAUUGCCAAAGCCUCCGAGGUUAUCAAUGGCCUCGACAGUGAUGACGACGUGGAGUGGGCGGCUGCCGGUGGACGCGAAGGCCUCGCCGAGGUGGAAAAGGCCAUCUUGCGCUUCGAGGAGCUGAUCAACGUCUACGUGUCCGCCAUCGAGGAACUACAAAACCGCCCCGAUAUCGCCUACGUCUCGCCCGACGAUCUAAAUCGCGCCGUCAUUCAGAUGGAAUCCAUCAUGAAUGAGUGGGCCGCUAUCCGCACCUCUCUCCACACGGUCAAGGAGCAGGUGGAAAUUGCCAUGGAAUGGGAGGAGCUCUGGAACUACGUGCUCGGCGAUAUCCAGGACGAGAUGGACGAACUUUCCCGUCUCGUGUUUGAGAUGGAGGAGCGCCGCCACAAGUCUUUGAUGGCGUCUGCAAGCAGUGAUGGUGUUGAUUUUGGUGAUUUGGAAACGAUUGUGGAGGAGACACCGCCGACAAAGAAGGCGGCCGCUCAGAAUCGCUUCAGCCUCCCCGCUUUUCCUCUCAGUCCCAACUCUCCGAGCGGUGCCGCCAUGUCUUUGGAUGACUCCAGCCUUCUCGCUCUGUUUGCUAGGAUGCAGCCGUUGCGUGCCUCGCUGGACUUCCUACCCAUGCGGCUUUCCGUUUUCCAGAACAGGGCCGAUAGGUCCUUCCCCACUGCCUGUGAGGAACUCGAAAUGCGGCGGACGGGCCUUGAUGGCAGUUAUAGGAAGCUCGAGAAGGACGCCGAAUCCCUAAGAAAGGAGCUGGGUGAAGAUCGCUGGGUGCUCGUCUUCCGAGGUGCGGGGCGCAAGGCCUACAAGAUGUACGAAUCCGUGGAGCGCUCCGUCUUUAAAGUGAGAGAGGCCGUCGAGGGUGGCCUCAACUUGACGAACCCAGCCUUGAUGACCCAAAAGAUUGAGAGCUACGAGGCCAAGAAGACGCAUUACGGUCCCGCAAUCGAACGCGUGUUGCUCAUCAUUGACAACGGCGUCAAGGACCGCCUCACUGUGAACGGCGAAAUUCUCCGUUUACAUCAAGAAAUUCAGUCUAAAUGGGAUGGUCUCAAGGAUCAGAUGCGGGAGAUGGACGUGGUGGUGGACGAGAUUCAGUCCGGAAAGCGAGGGGGUCAACAGCUGCGUGAUAGCAUCUCCAGCAUGCUUUCAAACGACCGGUCAACCAUCGCAAGUGGCAUGGAGACUCCCGGGAGCUCCCUCCAUCGCGCCGUCACUCCUCGCUGCCGACUCCUGCCCAAGGUCCCAAAGGCCAGCCUCGCCCGCCUUUCCGCUCUCGCUACGCCCUCUCACGUCACCACCCCUCCGCCUCCUCGGCCUGCUCGACCUGCGUCCACACUUGGCACCAGGCCGCCCUGGAACAUCUCGUCAAAUACAUCCUCGGUCGAUACCGGGCACAACUUCAAGCCCCUCAGCCUCACCACCCCCAGCCCAUAUGCCAAGACCACGCCAACCGCCGUGAGGUCCAUCUCCUCCCUUACCCCGACAUCCCUGUCCAAACUCCAAACUCUGCGAACCCCUAUGGGCCGCUCCAUGUCGGAGUCUCCCAUGCCGCAGGAGACGCCUACGCGUGCCCUCCCUUCAAAGCUCUCCUUCCGCGAGCGCCUCACCUCGCCAGGCCCUUACUCUCAGCAGGCAAUUGCUAAGACGCGCUUGAUAAACCAAACGUCAGCUUCCUCUACCGAGUCCCGUCGAGCUUCUCUGCAGCCGCAACGACCCGUCGAGCAGACCCGCCCCGCCAGGCCUGCAAGCUCCUCGCCACAACCUCCUCUCGGAGGACAAGCUUGCUUCCCCAGCCCACUCUGA
Parascedosporium putredinis is the source of this 2112-nucleotide messenger RNA. The record is from the annotation of a GenBank genome assembly. Lineage: Eukaryota; Fungi; Ascomycota; Sordariomycetes; Microascales; Microascaceae.